This is a messenger RNA of Rotaria sordida, 621 nucleotides long. The record is from the annotation of a GenBank genome assembly. NCBI's taxonomy places the organism in Eukaryota, Metazoa, Rotifera, Eurotatoria, Philodinida, Philodinidae.
AUGUCUGUGGAUCGUCCAUUGGAGUGUUGGCAUCAUGUUGAUGAAAAAGAAUAUAUAAGAGGUUGUCAUCGUAUUGCUUAUGGUCGAUGUCCAGCAUGUCAACGAAGAGUUUGUUUACAACAUUUGAGUGAACAUCAUAAAACUGAAAUCGAACCUCAUUUUGAUCUUCUUAUUGAUCGUGCUAAUCAAAUUCGUGUACGACUUGAUACAUUGUCUAUUGAUGAAACUAAACAACGAGCACAACAAUUUGUAGAAGCAUGGAAACGUCGAACCAUCGAAUCAGUUGAACGUGCUGCUCAAGAUAAAUUAAUUGAAAUCGAUGUUGCAUGUGCUGAAUUGACUGGUGAAAUAGGUCAAUUUAAAUUAGCUACUUUCGAAAAAUUCAAAACAGAUAUGUUAUUAUCAUCACCUCAUAUACAUCGUGAUUAUGUACAUCCUGAUGAAUUAUCUCGUUUAGAAGACCUAUUAAAUAUGAUUAAUUUACAUAUUGAUCGUUAUUCAAAACAUGAAUUAAUUGAAGAUAGUACAACACCAAAUAUAUCACCAGCAACACCAAGACAACAAGAAAAUCUUUCUUCAUCAACACUUUCUUUUUAUCAUGAUCAAUCUUUUUAUCAGUAA